AUGGAUCCGUUUGGGGAACCGGCCGCCGACACCUUGGCCGCGGCUCGUCUUCACGUCCAAGCCCUGACCGACUGUGGAUUACCCCGCGAGGCUCUUUUGCGGGCUCUUCUGGAAAACUAUGGCGAUGGGUCAUCAACUGGGACUGGAGCCACCACCGUGGCGCCUGUGGGGAUGGAGAUGGGCGGCUACUCUCAACAAUCGCAACAGCAGCUCCACCAACAGCAACAACAGCAACAGCCACACCCACAAUUACAGCAGCAACAGGCGCUUCCUUCACCACAGUUGCCGUCGCAGGUGAACCAGCCAAUCAUUCCGGGGAAAAUGAUGCAGCACAACUUUGGUUACCAUCAUGGCACACGGCUGUCGAUAUCGACUACCUCGAGCUCGCAGUCAUCAGCUUCCGGGAGGGCCAGCAUACUAUCGACGGCAACCACCAUGAGCUCCGUCUCGUCUCAAGCAGCAGGAGGACACGAUGUUGCGCCGCUUCCCACGCCGCCUACGCCGCCCGUAAAGAGCAACAACCGGGGCACUUCCAAACCGCAAGGCGCAUACUGGUGCACCUUUUGUGACGUUGCUUUCCAGCGCAAGUUUGACUGGAAAAGACACGAGGACGAGUUCCACGAGAGAUAUAAGCGCUAUCCGUGUCCCAACUGCAAUCGGAUCUUCUGGGGAGCCAAUACGUUCAAUCAGCACCACAAGAACGCCCAUGGCUGCACGACAUGCCCGCACGCGGAUCGGGUGGUGCGCUACACACAGCGCAAAACAGCAUGGGCCUGCGGAUUUUGCGGAGGUUUUCUUGCCAGCCGCGAUCGGUAUUUCGACCAUGUCGCCCGCCAUUAUGAGGAUGGAUGCAACAAGGGACACUGGAACCACUCACUCGUAAUCUACGGCCUACUUCACCAACCUUCGAUCAGCAAUGCAUGGAAGGAGCUCGAUGCUGCACUCUACGGUCAUUUACCACGCGAUCAGCAGCCAAUGCUGGAAUGGGAUGCCAAGGUGACUGGCAAUGCGCCCGGCUUCCUGGAGGGUGAAAGCCCCGGCAAACUCCAGGAUUUACUCGAAUUCUUUAACGAAAGUAACGACGACCCGAGAUUUCUUGCACGACUCGCCCACGACCAGGCGAAGAUUCGAUUCCGGCAUGAGGUACUGCAGCCUGGCGGCAUGUCUCCCACCGACAUGGCGUCACGGCCUAUUUCGGAGCCCCCGAAGCUGAAGACCUCUGCUUCAGCUCAGACACUUUUGUCAAACAAGCACAUGUCCUCGCCGCAGCCCUCGGGGGGGUCCGAUGGGCCACCACCUGCAUACGACAGUAGUUCUGUACAGCAUGUCUUGAAGAAGCAGCGAAGCAUGGCUCCUUCACUGGAUGCAUCGUAUUCGAAGCCUCAUAUGUUUAGCACACCAACACCGCAACAACAGCCGCUGCCACAACCACCACAAUUACCUUCUCAAAAGCUGAUUAACAACCCGUUUCUUACUGCAGCACCGGAACCUCAACCUCCCAACCUGCUGGGGAUUCAACUGGAAACUACGGCGUCUGGAGGAUUUUACGACUUGACGCUUACACAUGUGCACCCGCACAUUCAGGGGCACAGCAUGAGUGAUAUUACACAGCAACAACAACAACAACAACAACAACAACAGCAGCAGCAGCAGCAGCAGCAGCAGCAACUAUCGCCGCAAGAACACCAGCCACAGUUCCUGCCACAGAUUAACCCGAUCAAUUUAUACGACGACUGGAGUAGCAUGGUGGGGACGAUGGUAGACGACGGGUCGGGGACGACAUGGUGGCAGACGACACAGCAUCCAGGUACACAUCAAGGACCACCGCAGUGAUUUUUCCGAGUCGCUCUUCAUAUCACAGCACUGUUUUUUUUCCCCGCUACAUCACAAAAACCUUUUUCUUUGUUUGGAAACCCUCGGAUUGGGACACGGUGCUUGAAAACAGGCAAGGCGUUAUUCUGGGCAGCUGUUUCUCUUCUUUCCUCGAAUACCCUUCUGAACAUUUCCCUUCUUAUACUCCCCCUUUUGCGGGCCUGUCAUUACUAUAUCAUUUUUUUUCGCACACUUUUGGAACCCUUUACCUGUCGAUUAGGUUGUUCUUUUUUUUCUGGUGUUUUUUGUUUUGGAUUUUGGACCAUUUGGGUUUAUAUACGACAUGGGUUGGACAGGAAGGAAGGCAAGGCAUUGGAGGGGAAAUGGGCGGAGGUCAAGCAAGCAAGCAAGGUGAAUUUUGCGAUGGAGGCAUAAGUGGUUUGGGAAAAGGGUGUGCGGAGGUGGUGAAAGUUUCUGGAUUUGUUCCAUUUGGAGAUUAGGCGUUCCAUUAUUGUACGGGAGAUGAAAAAGUCUGACCGGGAUGGCGAAAGGAGAGGGUUGUGGGGUUGAGAGAGAGGACUGGAUGGGGAAGGGGGGGACAGGGGAUGUUUUUUUGUUUAUAUAUUUGCUCCGGUUCCCAAAGCAUGGUGUGUGCCCCCCUUGGGAGCCUGGAAAGCAACGUAACGGAGAGAUUUCGGACUUGGGGAAAAUAAAAUUCUUGAAUCUGUCACCUUUGUCUUUUUUCCAUGCUGCAAUACUGGAUAGAUCCCGG
Molecule: messenger RNA, 2584 nt
Organism: Podospora bellae-mahoneyi
Lineage: Eukaryota; Fungi; Ascomycota; Sordariomycetes; Sordariales; Podosporaceae
Exons: 3
Coding region: 1-1833 (610 amino acids)
Source: RefSeq, a predicted model, not a curated record